Molecule: messenger RNA, 4330 nt
Organism: Mus pahari (shrew mouse)
Lineage: Eukaryota; Metazoa; Chordata; Mammalia; Rodentia; Muridae
Product: zinc finger protein 850-like
Exons: 9
Biological process (GO): negative regulation of transcription by RNA polymerase II
Molecular function (GO): DNA-binding transcription repressor activity, RNA polymerase II-specific
Source: RefSeq, a predicted model, not a curated record
UCUGCCCAGUUGCAUCUUUCCCUAAGUUGGGCAAGAGAUAGGUCUUGCUCAGUAUUCGGUUUGCAUGUCUCACAUGGAGAAACUGCUGUUAUUCAGAGAUGUGGCCAUUGAUUUCUCUGCAGAGGAGCAUGAAUGUCUGGACUCUGCUCAGUGGAAUUUGUAUACGGAAGUGAUGUUGGAGAAUUACAGCAACCUUGUGUUUCUGGGUCUUGCUUUCUCCAAGCCACACCUGGUCACAUUUCUGGAACAACGACCAGAGCCUUGGAAUGUGAAGACACAGGCAAGUGUAGGCCCAUACCCAGGAUCAAAACCCUAUCAGUGUAAACAAUGUGGUAAAGCCUGUGCAUGUCACAGCCAUCUGCAAAGUCAUAAAGGAAGAGAUACUAGAGUGAAGCCCUAUCAGUGUAAACAAUGUGGGAAGGCUUUUGGUUGGAAAUCACUACUUGUUCAACACCAGAGAAUUCAUACAGGAGAGAAACCCUACAUAUGUAAAGAAUGUGGCAAAGCUUUUAACUAUUCCUCCACCCUUAAGCAGCACCAAAGAAUUCAUACUGGAGAGAAACCUUACAAAUGUGAAGUGUGUGACAAAGCUUUUAAAUAUUCCUUCAGUUUUAAACAGCACCAAAGAAUUCAUACUGGAGAGAAACCUUACAAAUGUGAAGUGUGUGGCAAAGCUUUUAACUGUUCUUCAUAUCUGGGAAAGCAUCAAAGAAUCCAUACUGGAGAGAAACGCUACAGAUGUGAAGAAUGUGGUAGAGCUUUUACCAACUAUUCAGGACUUACUGUUCACCGAAGAGUUCAUACUGGAGUGAAACCAUACAGAUGUGAAGAAUGUGGCAAGACCUUUAGUGCUCGCACAACGCUCUCUAAACAUCAGAGAAUUCACACUGGAGAGAAACCUUACAAAUGUGAUGAAUGUGGAAAGACUUUUAGUGUACACUCAACAUUUUCUAAACACCAGCGAAUUCACACUGGAGAGAAACCUUACAAAUGUGAAGAAUGUGGCAUGGCCUUUAUUGGUCGCUGCAUUCUUUCUAAGCACCAGGGAACCCAUACUGGGGAGAAACCCUACAAAUGUAAAGAAUGUGGCAAAGCUUUUAACUGUUCUUCCAGCCUUCACCAACACCAACAAAUUCAUAGGGGAGAGAAACUCUAUAAGUGUGAUGACUGUGGGCAGGCCUUUAGCUGUUCGUCAUAUCUAUAUAAGCAUCGUCGAAUCCAUACUGGCAUGAAACCCUACAAAUGCAAGGAAUGUGGCAAAGCUUUUAACUGUUCCUCCAGCCGUAACCAACACCAACGAAUACAUAUUUGAGAGAAACUCUACAAAUAUGGUAAAUGUGGCCAGGCCUUUACUUUUGCUUCAUACCUGCAUAAGCAUUUGCGAAUCCAUAUUGGUGAGAAACUCUACAAAUGCAAGGAAUGUGGCAAGGCCUUUUACUGUUCUACCAAACUUAUUUACCACUGGAGAGUUCAUACUGGAGAGAAACCAUAUAAGUGUGAUGAGUGUGGGAAGGCCUUUAGCAUUUAUUCAUCCUUUAUGAAGCACCAGUGCAUUCAUAGGGGAGAAAAACCCUAUAAGUGCAAUGAAUGUGAGAAAGCCUUUAAUAACUGUCAUACUCUACCUCGACACCAAAGAAUCAAUAUGGGUGAGAAGCCCUACAAAUGCAAGACUGGCAAAGCCUUCCCUUGUACCACAGGCCUCACUCAACAUGAAAGAACUCACACUGGAGAGAAACCUUACAAAUGUGAAGAAUGUGGCAAGGCCUUUAAUUCUUCUUCAAAUCUUAAACAUCAUUGCAGAUUCCAUAUUGGAGAGAAGAUGUACAAAUGUGAGCAAUGUAGCAAAGUCUUUAAAAAUUGCACCAGCUCACCAGGCGAGAACAUCGAAGAGGGACAGCUGCAAGAUAGUCACGGCAGCGCCGUUUUAUUACGCGCCAACGUAUUUCAGGGCAGUCCUUCGCAUAGACUUCUGGGAAAUGUAGUCUCUCUCAGCAUGACCCCGUUAGACAGGACUCUGGUCUCUGUGCUUCCGGGUUCAUUUUGCAUUUGUGAUUCUCCAAACUCUGCGGCGUUCUCAAAGUUGGGACAGUGUGGCUUGUUCUUCGCGCUUAACAUGGAGGACCUUCUCUCAUUCACAGAUGUGGCCAUUGAUUUCUCUGCAGAUGAGUGUGAAUGUCUGGACUCUGCUCAGUGGAAUUUAUAUAAGGAAGUGAUGUUGGAGAAUUACAGCAACCUUGUGUUCCUGGGUCUUGCUUUCUCUAAGCCGUACCUGGUCACAUUUCUGGAGCAGAGUUCAGAUCCGUGGAGCGUGAAGAGGAAAGCAUCAGCGGCCAUCCAUCUAGGAUCAAAACCCCACAAAUGUAAAGAGUGUGGGAAGGCCUUUGAUAGGAACUCAGUCCUUAUUCAACAUCAAAGAAUUCAUACUGGAGAGAGACCCUACAAAUGUGAAGAAUGUGGAAAAUCUUUUAACUAUUCUUCCAGCCUGAAACAACACCAAAGAAUUCAUACUGGGGAGAAACCCUACAAAUGUGAAGUGUGUGGCAAAGCUUUUAACUGUUCUUCAUAUCUGGGAAAGCAUCAAAGAAUCCAUACUGGAGAGAAACGCUACAGAUGUGAAGAAUGUGGUAAACCUUUUACUAAUUGUUCAGGAUUGAUUGUUCACAGAAGAGUACAUACUGGAGAGAAACCCUACAAAUGUGAAGAAUGUGGCAAGGCCUUUAGUGUUCGCACAACACUCUCUAAACAUCAGAGAAUUCACACUGGAGAGAAACCUUACAAAUGUGAUGAAUGUGGAAAGACUUUUAAUGUACACUCAACACUUUCUAAACACCAGCGAAUUCACACUGGAGAGAAACCUUACAAAUGUGAAGAAUGUGGCAUGGCCUUUAAUGUUCGCUGCAUUCUUUCAAAGCACCAGCGAACCCAUACUGGAGAGAAACCCUACAAAUGUAAAGAAUGUGGCAAAGCUUUUAACUGUUCUUCCAGCCUUCACCAACACCAACAAAUUCAUAGGGGAGAGAAACUCUAUAAGUGUGAUGACUGNGGGCAGGCCUUUAGCUGUUCNUCAUAUCUNUAUAAGCAUCGUCGAAUCCAUACUGGCAUGAAACCCNNCAAAUGCAAGGAAUGUGGCAAAGCCUUUUACUGUUCUGUAAACCUUAUUUACCACCAGAGAAUUCAUACUGGAGAGAAACCAUAUAAAUGUAAUGAGUGUGGUAAAGCCUUUAGCAUUUGCUCAACAUUUAUGAAACACCAGAGAAUACACAGUGGAGAAAAACCCUAUAAAUGCAAAGAAUGUGAGAAGGCCUUUAAUAAUUGUUAUAAUCUAAUUCAGCACCAAAGAAUUCAUACUGGAGAGAAACCCUACAAAUGUAAAGACUGUGGCAAAGCCUUUAAUUAUACUUCAAGUCUUGCUCAACAUGAAAGAAUUCACACUGGAGAGAAACCUUAUAAAUGUGAAGAAUGUGGCAAGGCCUUUAACUCUUCUUCAAAUCUUAAACAUCAUUGGAGACUCCAUACUGGUGAGAAGCCCUACAAAUGUGAACAAUGUGGGAAAGCCUUUAAAAACUGUUCUGGCUUUACUCGACACUAUAGAAUUCAUACUAGAGAAAAUCCAGAUUAGUGCAACCAUUGUUGCAAAGCCUUCCAUAAUCAUUUACUGAUAAUUCAACACUAAAGAAUUUAUAUGAUAGGGAAAGGAACGAGGGAAGACCUUUAAUAAUAGCUCAAUCCUUAUUCUCCCUCCUCCAUUACAUGCAGGAGGGAUCUUGUAAUGUGAAGAAGGUGGUUGUGAUGAGCAAUCUAUAUUCAUGCAACACUGAAAAUUUUCAUUUUACAGAAACCCUACAAAUGCAAGUAAUGGGGGAAAUGCACAUUCACCACGAGUGAAUUGUAAUCAAACUAUAUAUGUACACAAUGAGUUGGGAAGGAACACUGUCGAAUAUAUGAAACUGAGACAACCGAACUCUUACAGUAAGAAGCACUGUGUACACUGUUACAAGAUCAAGUAUAUCUUAAGAGAUAUAAGAGACAAAUUCCAAGAGUUGUAUAAAACUUAGCAAAGCAACAAAUACUGCUUUUAAUUGGCAGGAAAAUGUUUGGUGCGAUAUAAAAACUCAUUACACACUUUGGGAUCAUGCAGACUACUAGUCUGUGAGGAUAUCAAUAUCCUAUAAAUCCAAAUUAUAAGCUCAAGUUUGUCAAGUGCUAAAAUCACAAUGACUACUGAUUUUAUCAGAAGAACAAGACUGAAUCCUGAAAUUUCCACUUCUGUUCUUUUUCCCCAAAGACCAUAGAUACAUUAUUGGAAUAUGAAGUUUAUUAACUUUUGUAA